AUGACUGGGACUGUCAGAGUGAAGUGGCCAAAGGGAACGUAUACAUUGGUCAAGCCAAAGAGCGGAUGUCCCUCAGGGUGGCUGGAAGGAUGGAGAAACCAGGACAAUGAAGAUUAUGUUAACCGAAACAGUGUAACAUACAACGCUGACAAUUACCAACAUCACUUCUUUGGCAUCGAUGGAACCCAUCCAAAGAAUAUCAAUAUAUCUUACUGCACCAAGGAUCCAAAUGAUGUUAAUGAAGAAGGCAACUGGCCAAAGGGGAGCUACUGCAUUCUAAAGCAUGGGAGUACAUGCCCUGAUGGAGCUUUCCAGAGUGGAUAUGUUAUUUGGGAUGACGAGGACUCGAACAAUGAAAACAGUAAAGGAGGAGAAUUACCAAGUGGAAGUUUUGACUGGAAUACAAGGAUUGAUUACUGUUGCAGAAGUGACAGCCCCUUCUAUACAGGUAUACAACUUCCAACAUCGAAACCUUUUUAUCUGUUGAAACACAAAGACAGCCACUUCUGCCCAUCUGUCAUCGGAAUGUCUGUGAGAGAGGAAUACGUGUAUACAGAUGAUGAGAACGACGACAAUAUCAAUAGUGUACACGGAAGUCAUCCAUACGGACCGUUUAGCGGAGGAAGGAACCACAAGCUUUACUAUUGUUACUAUUGGUCACAUUAA
This is a messenger RNA of Ostrea edulis (European flat oyster), 666 nucleotides long. RefSeq lists its product as uncharacterized. Gene Ontology annotation, molecular function: wide pore channel activity. The record is from RefSeq and is a predicted model, not a curated record. Gene Ontology annotation, cellular component: membrane. The transcript is spliced from 5 exons. NCBI's taxonomy places the organism in Eukaryota, Metazoa, Mollusca, Bivalvia, Ostreida, Ostreidae. The coding region runs from base 1 to 666 and encodes 221 amino acids.